CUUCACAAAAUUCUCAAAACUUCUCACAUUCCUGGCGUCUCACAAUUCUCCUCUUUUUCCGGCGAUCUGUCGCCGGCCGUCCGAUCACUUUUCCGAUCAUCUCAAACCCUAAUUCCGACCCGAUUCUCCCAAAUCACCCGUUCCAUUACCGUUGACCUAACUUUCCAAUUCCCCAAUUUGUUCUCCAAUUCACUGAUUUCAUCAACCCUAAUGGCAUUUCGUCACUCCUUGUAAACUUUCUACAACUCUCCCCUUUAAUCUCCGAACCCACAAUUCUCUACAUCUUUCUCAGUUUAUUACAAUUCAUAACCAUGGCGAUCCGAUUAACCGUCACUUAUUCCGGCUACCUAGCCCAAAACAUAGCUUCCUCGGCUUCAUCAAAAGUCCCAGGUUGUCGUUUCUUUCACGAAUGUACUACAACCGUCCGAUCUCGCAUCUUCCAUCAAAAACCCGAAUCACCCCCAAAUUACUCCGAUUUUCGAAACCGGGUCAAACCUAAAACCCGACCCGUCCGGUCUUUUUCAUCCGGUUCAAUAUGUUCAUCACGUGCUCUUGAAUUUCUUUGUGAAAGUUCCAAUUCACCUGUGGCUGUUGGAUUGAUUUCAUUGAUGAAGUCAUCUUCUACAAUGGGUAUUUCACCAUUGAAAGCGUCGUCGUUUCUUCCUUUUUUACAAGGUUCAAAGUGGCUUCCUUGUAAUCAGCCAAGUAGUAAAUGUAGUGAAAGUGAAAGGGUUGUUGUUAGUAAGGAACCUUUGGUUAGUGAAUUGAAGGUGGUUAAUAAGACGUGUUGGGUGUCAAAGUUGUUGAAUAUAUGUUCUGAUGAUGCAAAAGCUGCAUUUACAGCGUUGAGUGUUAGUAUAAUGUUUAAAUCAUCUUUGGCUGAACCAAGAUCAAUUCCAUCUGCUUCUAUGUCACCUACUUUGGAUAAAGGGGAUCGUAUAAUGGCUGAAAAGGUUUCAUAUGUUUUUCGGAAUCCUGAAAUUUCAGAUAUAGUGAUAUUUAGAGCACCGCCAAUCCUUCAGCAUAUUUUUGGUUGUAGUGCUGGAGAUGUCUUCAUUAAAAGAGUUGUUGCAUUAGCUGGGGACUAUGUUUAUGUGCGUGAGGGUAAACUGUUUGUGAAUGGUAUUGCUCAAGAUGAAGACUUCAUUUUAGAGCCCCUUGCCUAUGAAAUGGAACCAGUGCUUGUUCCUGAAGGCUGUGUGUUCGUGAUGGGGGACAAUCGUAAUAAUAGCGUUGAUUCUCAUAACUGGGGUCCACUUCCCAUUGAAAACAUUAUUGGUAGGUCAGUAUUCAGAUAUUGGCCUCCGUCCAGAGUGUCGGACACCCUACAUGGCUCACUAAUGGAGAAGAGAGUAAUUGCAGUUUCUUUGAUUUUGAAGUAUGGUCUCCAUGUAACAAUUUUCUCUGCUGUGUUGUCAAAAAGAAACCGUUUAAUGCUUAAUUGCUUAUUUAUUUCUGUGGUGAUCGUGGUGAGUAAAUCUGCAUUUUCUGGGAAUGCUUUUGCAAAUCAAAGAUCAAUGAUGAUCCAUACCCCUUUCUUUUCUUCUUCUACUUUUCUCAUACUCUUUGUUCUUCUCUCUAUAUCCCCAUCUCUAAUUUCAAUUGCCACGUCAUCCUCCUUACCUUUCAAUAUUUCUCACUAUCUUUAUCCAAGAAUCAGCUACGUGGAAUAUCCACAAUUGUCACCUAAUCCUCCUUCAUUUCUCCAGGAUGUGUUAAAGGGGAUUGCUGAACGAGAGAAAUGGGAUUUGCAGGACUUAAGAGUUUCCAAAUUGGAUGUAAAGAAAUCGAAGUUUGGGACUUUAAGGAAGUAUGAGUUUCGCGUCCGAAUUGGGAAGACGGAAUUCGUAUUCAUGAUGUCAGAUGAAGUAUCUCACUGGAAAAGCUUUCAUUUUCCUAACAAGAAUGAGUCUGAGUCUGACUUCGAGUCUUUGGUUAAAGAGAUUGGUUCAAAGGCUACUCUUGAUGUCCUAAAAAUCCAAGGGCCAUUCGAAUUGUACGCUACUGGAGAUGAUUACCUCUCACUGACCUUACCUCUGAACUCUUCCUAUACGGGGUUGAAAAAGAUCCUUGUUGGUGAGGGCAUCAGUGUAGAAGUUAAAGGUGCUGACGAAAUAUCAAUGUUCAACAUCUCUGAUUUACUGAAAUUGGUAAAUGGAAGCAUUUUGACCAAGUCAGGGAGCGGUCAAUUUGGAUAUAUGUCGCAAUCGUGUUGCAUACCGUUGCUUCCUGUACAUGCAAGGGGACCUACUUCAGUACUUGCCUACAUAACCAGAAACCCUGAUUUAAGAAUUGAAACUACGUUUGUGUCCAGAAGAUCUAUCAAGUUGCUAUCUGAAAAAUGUUAUACAAGGCAUAUAUACAGAAAACGGAGCUUGUACAAUGAUUUUCUAAGCCAGAAGAUAGUAUUACUGGAAAAAGUGCUAAGGAGUUUUCUAGGUGGCAAAGCCAGUCAAAUUGCAAAUUUCAAUCUUAUAAAAGUGAAAGUUAAAGACUUGACUCUUUUUCGCUUCCAGUUGGAGUUGGAAAGAGGUAUUCAGAACAACGACACAUAUUGGACUACUUUAGGGGAGUGGAGAACAAGGCCAGUUGUUGAGCGUUCAUGGUUUGAAGUAACUGCAAGGUUUGAGGCAGAGAUCUUGAAGCCGCGUUUGAUUAAGAAGGUCAGACCUUUUAUUGAAGUUGAUUCAUCAUCAUGGAGUAAUUUGAUGUCAAAUUUGUCCUUUACCAAAAUUUCUUCUUUUCUUGUCCCACCAGAGCCUUUAACAUUGGAUGUUAGAUGGUAGGGAAUAACAGGUUGUUUAUUUAUUUAUUUAUAACCAGUCUGGCUUGCUGUAAUGUAGAUUCUUAUCUUCCUUACUGUGCAAAUUGAAAAUGGUGCCUGAUUUGUACAUCAUAUCAUUUGUAUAUUGAAAGUCGUUGGAAAGGAACUAUAAAAGAUUACCUGUUUUGUGAA
This is a messenger RNA of Lycium ferocissimum, 2956 nucleotides long. RefSeq lists its product as uncharacterized. The transcript is spliced from 11 exons. Gene Ontology annotation, molecular function: serine-type endopeptidase activity. Gene Ontology annotation, cellular component: membrane. The coding region runs from base 312 to 2786 and encodes 824 amino acids. The record is from RefSeq and is a predicted model, not a curated record. NCBI's taxonomy places the organism in Eukaryota, Viridiplantae, Streptophyta, Magnoliopsida, Solanales, Solanaceae.